Messenger RNA from Actinia tenebrosa (Australian red waratah sea anemone), 5446 nucleotides. RefSeq lists its product as uncharacterized. Gene Ontology annotation, biological process: mRNA cis splicing, via spliceosome; peptidyl-threonine phosphorylation; peptidyl-serine phosphorylation. Lineage: Eukaryota; Metazoa; Cnidaria; Anthozoa; Actiniaria; Actiniidae. Gene Ontology annotation, molecular function: protein serine/threonine kinase activity; ATP binding. The record is from RefSeq and is a predicted model, not a curated record.
AGUAUUUUGUCAUUGACCGUGGGUACUGGACAGCGUUGUGACGUAACGCGACGACACAUGGACGAGGAUUUCAAGAUGGCGGCUAUCGAGAGUUUGACAGAGACUGGCCAAGAAAUGCCGGAAAAAGGCACAGAAAGCGCGGAUAAUAGCUCAGAAAGUAAUUCGGGUACAGAAGAAGCUGAAYACAGCCGCUCGAGUUUAUCAAUGYCUGAACGUAAAAGUGAGCAUAAGAAGAAAAAGAAGAAACACAAAAACCACCAUAAGCACCAUCGUAAACACCACAAGCAUUCUGAUGAAGAUAAAGAGCGAAAACGCCGUCAUAAGCAUAAACACAAGCAUCGGAAAGCGUCCUUGGAUAACUCGGAUACUGAGCCAUUGGAUAAAAAAAGCCGCAUUGAGACAAUAGCAGGGGAGCUGGAAGAGCUAGAAAGACGUAAAGCCUAUCUGAAACAACAACUUGAGAAUGAUAGAACAUCUGAGAGAGAUGGAGCCUCUUUAAGAAGUAGUUCAAGUGAUAAAGAUAAGAAAAGGAAAGAAUAUAGAGAUAAAGAGGAACGUGAGAAAGAAAGGUCCCAUUUAAAUGAUUUUGACAGAAAUGGAAAGCAAGGUUAUAAAAUGGAAAAAGUGAAAGAAAGAAAAGAACACAGAGAAAGUACUCGGCACAGCAAAGAUGGUAGCUCCCAUGAUUCAAAAGAAAUGAAAGAAGAAAAUGGUGAAAAACGAAAGAGAAGGGACAAGUCAAGAUCUCCAGAUAGACCAAAGAGGCCACACAGUUAUUCACCAGAUAAAAAGACAGAAUCGUUGUCCAAUAUAUCAAGAAGUCGAAGAGAAAGAUCAAGUUCUACAGAUAUAUUUGGGAGGUCCAAAGACCUCAAUAAGAAGGUCAAUGAAAAAGAAAGUGGUACAUCAGAAGAUAAAGGAAAGUCUUUGGACAGAGAAAGAAAUCAGUCAAAAGAAAAGCAAAGUGAAACUUCUAGGCCAAAGGAUGAAUUAAGAGGUCGCAGAGAGAGGUCAGGCUCUAAAGAUCGCUUUGGGAGGUCAAAAGAUUUGGCCCAAGGAAGAGAUAAUGAGAAAAGCACUUCCAAAAUGGAGGGUAAUAGUAGGACAAUAUCGAUUGAGAAAGAAAAGACAGAUUUUAAGGAAUCAAGAAGGAGUUCUAGAUCAAGAGACAGAGAGGACUCUAAAUCAAGAAAUCGUGUUGAUUCUUCAGAAGAUUAUUCUUAUUCAAGGCCAAAAAGAUCAUUUAAAGAGAAAAAGGAUGAGGAUAAACAAAGCAAGGAUAGUGUAAGAAGGUCUCRUUCAGUUGAAGACAAACAAAAUAGCAAAUUAAGUAUCAGUGAUCAAGGAUCAAGGUCUAAAGAAUCCAUYGAUGUGAAGGGGGAUUCAAGAUCUCAUAGUCCAUUGAAGAGAGAUUUCUCAAGAGAUCGAUCAAAAGAUAGAAGGCAUCGUAGCAGAUCACCUAGGAAGGGAACCACUUCUCCCUCUAGACGGCAAAGAUCUCCAAGACGAAGUAGAUCACCAASGGAAAAAAGACCUUUUAGAAGAAGUAGGUCCCCUCGUAGGAGCAGAUCUCCAAGAAGGAGGGGAAGGUCCCCUAGGAGGAGAAGAAGCAGAUCUUCUUCACCAAGAUCAAGACAUGAAAGAAGAUCUUCURACAAGCACAAAGGCAGUUAUUCGGAAAGCAUUCCUCAGGAUAAGAAACCAGAUUCAGGGGAUGAAUUGUAUGACUUUGAAAUGGAGUCAGAAGAGGAUGAAGAAGAGAUUAUACAGAGAAGGAGACAACAGCGAGAAGAAAUAAUAAAGAAGUAUCAGGGAGGAACUCCUUCAGCGCCAGCGUCAAUUGCAACAUCAGUGACAUCACAGGAYUUGAAAGACUCAGAUUCAGACAGUGAUAGUAGUGAUAGUGAUAACAGUGAAUAUAGCAAUGCUGUUGACAAACAAGCUACUGAAGACCUUGAAAAAGACUUGGUUCUCACAGCUAAUAAAGGAAAAGAUAGUAAAAGUGGGGCAAAGGACAAUGAAUCGAGUGAAAACAAGAGCAGUUCUGAUUCUAAAAAAGAUGAAGAGACUUCCAAAAAUGGUGAAAUUGUUGCCGUAGAUGAUAUGUUUUCUGAACAUUACAGUAGCCCUGGAGGUCAAGUGCUAAUGAAGAUGGAUGUAUCAAAAGAAAAUCCUAAUCUUACUGACAACUGGGAUGAUGCUGAAGGAUAUUACCGUGUACGUAUUGGUGAACUACUCGACAAGAGGUACAACGUAUAUGGGUUUUCUGGGAGUGGUGUGUUUAGUAAUGUCAUCAGAGCAAGAGAUCAGGCAAGAGGGAACCAGGAUGUUGUGGUGAAAAUUAUACGAAACAAUGAAAUGAUGCACAAAACUGGUYUGAGGGAGCUCGAUUUCUUGAAAAAGCUGAAUGACGCUGACCCAGAUGACAAGUACCAUUGUUUACGUCUGUACAGACACUUUUUCCACAAGAACCACUUGUGUCUUGUAUUUGAAUCYUUGAGUAUGAAUCUCAGAGAAGUGCUUCGAAAAUAUGGACARAAUGUUGGUCUUCACAUAAAAGCUGUCAGGUCAUAUAGUCAACAGUUAUUYUUAUCUUUAAAACUACUAAAACGAACGGGAAUUUUACAUGCGGAUAUCAAGCCUGACAAUAUUCUGGUCAAUGAGUCGAAGUUGAUGAUCAAACUUUGUGACUUUGGUUCAGCAUCUCUGGCACAAGAUUAUGAAAUAACUCCAUAUCUUGUUAGCCGKUUUUAUAGAGCACCAGAAAUAAUCAUAGGUUCCAAGUACGACUAUGCUUUAGACUUGUGGUCUGUGGGGUGUACUAUUUAUGAACUGUACACUGGUAAGAUWAUGUUUCCUGGGAAAACAAACAAUGAGAUGCUCAAGUUGAUGAUGGACUAUAAAGGCAAGAUUCCAAAUAAGAUGAUCCGCAGAGGAAUGUUAAAGGACAAACACUUUGAUGAUAGCUGCAAUUUUCUUCACCAUGAAGUUGACAAAGUAACCCAAAGGGAAAAAGUGACAGUAAUAAGCUCAAUCAACCCAACUAAAGAGAUAGCUGAAUCCUUAUUUGGAUACCAUAAACUGGACGAGGUACACAAGCGCAAAGUAAACCAACUAAAAGAUCUUCUAGACAAGAUUCUGAUGUUGGAUCCAGCCAAGCGAAUGUCCUUGAAUGAAGCUCUUACUCAUCCCUUCAUCACAGAGAAAAUCUAAACUAAAGCGAUCAAGUUGAGUGGACACAUUGACACAAUGACAGUAACAUUCAUAUCAGGCAUGCUUUAUAAAAUGUUCUCGUGAACUAUUCAUGAUUACAUGUAAUUGUAUAUGUAUGUAUUUUUACUAGAAACAGUAGUACUACCGGUUGCCAUGCAGUAGACCUAAUCAGUGUUGGCUAUUGUGAACAAUCUGCACCAUACAGUAARGUGUCUGUAAGUGGUUGGCUGACCAACAACCGACACCUUACCGACCACUUACCAACCACUUACCAACACCUUACUGACACCUUACCAACACCUUACUGACACCUUACCAACCACUUACCAACACCUUACUGUACAGUGCGGAUUGUUCACAAUAGCCAUCGGUGUUUUGCUAUUUCAGACCAUGUGUCAUUCACUUGAGAACAAGACUGUUUCUUUGUUUGCAUCUCACCAGUUGAAUGUGAGAUUUAUAACAGUUAUGGAAUCUAAAAUUAUGCAAUGCAUUGUUUAUCACAGCAAAAAUUUCCAAGUAUUUUCUAUUAUUUCUUGCGAAGAAGAAAUAUUUUAUUCCAACAACAAUUACAAAAUAUUUUUUUUGUUUGCAAYCACCUAAACCAACCCAUCCCAAAUCUGUCUUUGCCACGUGAUAUAUCUUCUCAAGCAUUGAUGAUAUUGCRAAGCAAUAAUACUCAAGGGAAUGACACCUGGUAUCAAAUUGUUAACAGUGAUUUGUUUAGCGUUUUAUUAUCUGAGUUUGCUUGCAUUUUAUCACUUUUUGUGGUCUUUAAAUUUGCCUUUGAGCCAAAAUCAGUGCCACAAAGGAUACUGAUGCCAGCAUCAACAGCAUUAUGGAAAAGUUGUUAAUUUAUUCUAGUUAUUCCUGCGGCAUGCUUUUCAGGGCAGUGGUGCAAGGUAUAGUCUAAAAGCUGCAUAAGCCUACAAAUGUAAUAGUUUUUUUUAAGUUUUGUUUAUAAAUUAUAAGUUUGUCAUGAAGCAUGGUCACUAAUCACUGAUGACACUUUUUCUUAGAUUGUUACAUCUUGAAUCUAUUCAUCAAAGCAUACAUCACCUUCUAUCUUGAGGAAGAUCGCCUGGCAAUGAAUCAAUCUGUAACUUAGGGUUGAUAAAUAUUGUACAGGUAUAACGCCUGAUUAUCUCGAAAUGAYCAGAAAAGCUUUGAUCUCUUUCUGGAAUUAAUUAAAAACAUAUUUUGUUGGAGUCUUAAAAAUGAGUGCAAAAGACUUCGGAGCCUUUGAUAAAAUAAGGAACRAGAUUUAACAAAAACAUUGGACAAAGACAUAUUAUGCAUAUUCUACUUCUGCUAGUAACUAAAAUGUGAUAUUUUCACCAUGUAAAUAAUGGAUAAAUUUUGAUAAAUACUUGAYUUUUUUUACACCCUGAGACUAACAAAAGCAUAUGGGGUGGCAUAUCAGUAUAUAURCCUUGCAUUGUUUGCACUUUUUAAUGUGUAAAUUGUUUUAUGGUUGUUGUAUCUUGUUUUCUUUUUCUCAUGAUUUAUAAAUAGUAUGUUUAGUUUGAUCGGUAAUUCUUUUUCCAUCAAAUUCAUAUUCUUCACUAUAAGCAUCUUAAAAGUAUUUAAAAAUAUUGAAAAUUAUAACAACAGUAUUUCUUAUAAUUAUGCAUGUAUACAGCUGAUCAAAGGAAUCAGUAUUAACAUUAGUGAUYGGUAUAAGCCAUGCUUUCUUGAGGAGGUUUCAGUGUAAACUCUCGAACGUCGGACUCCUCUUCUUGUUUGUACCUCAUUAUGGAGAUAACCCCGGAUUUUAAGUUUUAAUGUGUCAUAUAGUUCCAGAAGAUAUUGAUACCUUAAGAUGAAGGAGUAAAUGCUAUCCCCACCUCCCCCCCCCCUCUACACCUUGCUGGAAGUUUUAUAAAGAAAACAACCUCCCUGAUUCACUUCCUUGGAAAUUGUACUUCCCUUCAUUGAGGAAGGACUGAACAUCUUCUGGAACAAACAACUUUUACUUAUUUUUUUUACUCAAACCAACAAAUGGUCCUCGACAAACAAUGUUGUUAUUAUAUUUUCAAAUAAGAACGAGAAUUUUUUUGAUCAUGUAGUAGGAUUAGUACUUCAAAGACAAUAUUAAGAGAAAUCUCUGUUCAUAAUGUAAGGCUGUUGUGACCAUUGGCAGUUUUUCUCUUGACAGGAUAGUGUGACACUUGUGCUGAUGUUGUGUGACUUCUCAAUAAAGUUCUUAUAUCCAUGGCAACCAUAGGGUAAUAUA